Penicillium cinerascens is the source of this 2031-nucleotide messenger RNA. RefSeq lists its product as uncharacterized. The record is from RefSeq and is a predicted model, not a curated record. The transcript is spliced from 4 exons. NCBI's taxonomy places the organism in Eukaryota, Fungi, Ascomycota, Eurotiomycetes, Eurotiales, Aspergillaceae. Bases 1 to 2031 code for a protein of 676 amino acids. Gene Ontology annotation, biological process: amine metabolic process. Gene Ontology annotation, molecular function: primary methylamine oxidase activity; copper ion binding; quinone binding.
AUGGUGACUGUACCACACCCAUUCGAUCCCAUUUCCCCGGAGGAGAUUAAGCUUGCCGUGCGCAUUUUGGAAGCCACAUUCCCCGGUGUUCCUCUCCGCUACAAGCGCAUCGACAUCAAUGAGCCAAUCAAGAAAGAUGUAAUUCCAUACAUCGAAGCUGAGCGCUUACGGCGGCCUCUGCCUCCGCCACCGGCUCGUCUUAUUUACACGCUCUUCCACCGUCUUGAUAGCGGCGCAUUCUACAAGGCUAUCCUGAAUGCCAAUAAGCGCUCUAUUGUCUACGCGAAGGAACUUCCUCGCGAGCUGCAGGGACCCAUUGACACGGAUGAGAUCACCGAGAUUGAAGAACUUUGCAUGAGGCACCCCGCUGUUCUGGCCGAAAUCGAGAAAUUGCAGCUGCCUGCCGGAGUGACCGUCUGCAAUGAUCCUUGGAUGUAUGGCACUGACAAUGACCACGAAACUCGACGGCUCUUCCAGUGCUUCAUGUACCUGGUCGAAGUGGACCACCCCCAGAAUAACCAUUAUUCUCUGCCCCUCAAAUUUUCACCAGUGUUUGAUGGUCUUACGCAAGAACUUGUCCGCAUUGAUUAUCUGCCGGGUGGUGAUGGCCCUGAAUUCACUGAGACUCAACCCUGGAAACCCAUCAAGGCAAUUCAGUACGCUCAUGACCUGUUGGAUGAGCCCGUUCGAACGGAUCUUAAGCCGUAUAUUGUCCAGCAGCCCGAAGGCCCGUCUUACUCGGUGGAUGGUAACUCCAUCUACUGGCAGAAGUGGCGUUUCAGACUCGGUUUCAACAUCCGUGAAGGUCUCGUUCUAUACAACAUUACAUAUGAAAACCGUAAUGUGUUUUACCGUCUGUCUGUAUCGGAAAUGACGGUUCCAUAUGGAGAUCCUCGCGCGCCGUAUCAUCGCAAGCAAGCAUUUGAUGUUGGCGACACUGGCUUUGGUAUGAAUGCCAAUCAGCUGUCUCUUGGAUGUGACUGUCUUGGGCAUAUCAAAUACUUCGAUGGCUAUCGGAAUGAUUGCAAGGGAAACCCUGUGCAGUUGAAAAACGUGAUUUGCAUGCACGAGCAGGAUAAUGGCCUUCAGCAUAAGCACACCAAUUAUCGAUCCGGUGCCGCCACUGUUGUGCGCAACCGCCAAUUGGUUCUGCAAAUGAUUUGCACAGUUGCGAAUUACGAAUACAUUUUUGCCUACAUCUUUGAUCAGGCCGGAAAUGUGGAAUUGGAAGUCCGCGCUACUGGCAUUCUCUCGACUGUCCCAUUUGACAACGAGAAUGGUCAGACUGUCGCUUGGGGCACCAACGUGGGACCCGGAGUAAUGGCUCCUUUCCAUCAACACAUGUUCUCGUUCCGCAUCGACCCUGCCAUCGAUGGCUUCAAGAACACCGUGUACUACGAAGAUAGCGUGCCCAUGCCGGAAGACGACAACAACCCUUAUCUUGUGGGCUACACGACCCAGUCUACCGUGAUGAAGACCGCCAGCACGGCAAACACCAGCGUUGACCGUCACCGUACCUUCAAGAUUCGCAACGACAACGUUAAUAACCCAGUGACAUACAAGCCUGUGGCUUACAAGCUCCAAGCCGUUCCUAGCCAGAUGCUUCUGGUCAGCAAAAAUGCACCAGGAUACCGCCGUGCUGAGUUUGCUACCAAACCGAUCUGGGUCACCAAAUACCAGGAUGAUGAACUGUACGCCGCAGGCGAGUUCACCAACCAAAGCCGUCGUGCCGAGGGUGUUGAAACAUGGGUGGAACGCAAGGACAACACCGAAAACGACGACGUCGUUCUCUGGCACACAUUUGGCCUCACCCACAAUCCCCGCAUCGAAGACUUCCCCGUCAUGCCCAUGGAGCGCGUCAGUGUCAUGCUGAAGCCCGACGGCUUCUUCACCAAGAACCCUGCGCUAGACGUCCCACAGUCUUCCCAGUCCUUCAACAAGUCCACCCUCCACCCCGAGGCAGCUUCUUGCUGUGCUAAGCCAUCUGCAUCUGCUGGCAACAAGGCUAAGCUGUACAAGCGGAUGGAGUAA